AUGGCAAAAUUACCCAAGAUCACCUCUUUAAGAAAAACGAGAACCGCUUCAAUACGUUCAACGGAGCAGUUAUUCCACAUGGAUUCCGGGAAGCGUAGAUCGUUUACCGGCUAUGCGUUUUCAAGCGAAGACAGUUCAUUCGAAGGAUUCCGCCAAUCGGUGUAUCGCCCGGUGAACCCUGGACGAAGUCGACUAAAUGCGCUGCAUCGUUCUAAUACGUUAACUACCUCAACACCGUCCGGAGAUAAUUCUAAUCGGCUGUCGCUUUUAUCGACCUUUUCGUUAAGUAGAAGUCGAACACUUCCUGGCCGAUUAUUGUUCAGUCGGUGGUCGCCGAAUCCUAGUCGAUCACCGUCUCCGAUACGGCCUAACAAUGAAUCCAAUGGCUCGCUGGCAGAUGACAACAGCCAAAUGAGACGACGACGGGGGGGUAGCAGUGGGGGUGAAGAGAUGGAAUUAACAGUGAUUUCACCAUGUUAG
Molecule: messenger RNA, 480 nt
Organism: Acaulospora morrowiae
Lineage: Eukaryota; Fungi; Glomeromycota; Glomeromycetes; Diversisporales; Acaulosporaceae
Source: the annotation of a GenBank genome assembly